Cotesia glomerata is the source of this 801-nucleotide messenger RNA. Its product is annotated as ATP-dependent DNA helicase RRM3-like. NCBI's taxonomy places the organism in Eukaryota, Metazoa, Arthropoda, Insecta, Hymenoptera, Braconidae. The transcript has 2 exons. The coding region runs from base 1 to 801 and encodes 266 amino acids. Gene Ontology annotation, molecular function: DNA helicase activity. The record is from RefSeq and is a predicted model, not a curated record. Gene Ontology annotation, biological process: telomere maintenance; DNA repair.
AUGAAUUCGCCAAAUCGAACUGCAUCUGAUUUAAUGAAUCGUGAACUGCAGUACAGUACUGUAGAAAUGGCAGCGAUUGUUGCCCGCAAUAUCCCACUAAUGAAUGAGGAACAAAGAACCAUUUAUGAUCGCAUUAUGCUCGCAGUUUCAGCUGGACAAGGUGGGUUCUUCUUUUUGGAUGCACCAGGUGGAACUGGCAAAACAUUCGUUAUUUCGCUAAUUCUUGCUGAAAUACGAUCAAAUAAUGGCAUCGCAUUCGCCGUUGCAUCAUCGGGCAUUGCAGCAACUUUAUUGGAUGGAGGUAGAACAGCUCAUUCAGUAUUUAAGCUGCCACUAAAUAUUCAGAAUAACCCUGACGCAGUAUGCAACAUUAAGAAACAAUCGUCCAUGGCCACUGUGCUGAAACGGUGUAAAAUUAUUAUUUGGGAUGAAUGUACUAUGGCACACAAAAAUUCACUUGAGGCGUUGAACAGGACAUUGAAAGAUAUUAAAAACAGUGACAAACUAUUUGGCGGAACUCUGUUGGUCCUUUCAGGUGAUUUCAGACAAACACUUCCAGUCAUUCCACGUUCAACAUACGCUGAUGAGAUCAACGCUUGCUUAAAAUCAUCUCCAUUGUGGCAUAUCGGUGAUGGAAAAGUUGCUAUAGAUGAAACUGGAUACGUAAAAUUACCGACCGAUUUCUGCACAAUCGCUGAUUCGCAAGAUACUCUCAUUGAACAAAUAUUUCCCGAUGUACACACACAGUACAUAAAUCAUGAGUGGCUUGCAGAAAGAGCGAUUUUAGCGGCAAAAAUGUAG